AUCGGCCACCACCACAGUCUCCAGGGGCACCAAAGUCUCCAACAAGAACAACGCGUACGUCCACCAGAACAACCUAUAAAUUUCCAAACGCGGCGGCGCCACACACAAAAGUCCGUCCGAAAAAGCCCUCGUCUGACUACGCUGUGUUCAUCUGCUCUGCUACGACUAAGCCAGAGCUCCCACCGUCAGGUCUUCUUCUUCUUCCCCCCCUUCGCGUCCUCUCCUCUGCCUGCGCGCGCACCGUCAAGCGAGCGAGAAAUCGUCAUGGACAUGGAGGCGGCCGCGAUCUUCGGCACCGCCAGCGCGUCGUUCUCUCCAGCGCCGUCGUCGUCCAGGUCGCGCGGCGGCGGCGGCGGCACGAGCAUCUCCCGGCUGCCGGCGCGCGUCGCCGGCGCCGUGGUCCGGAGCCUGGUCACCUUCGUCUUCGCGGCAGUGGGCAUGGUUCUCGGGGCCGUCACGGGCGCGCUGAUCGGGCUCGCCACGGAGAGCGGCCUGGUGCGUGGCGCUGGCAUCGGGGCCAUCUCCGGCGCCGUCGUGUCCAUGGAGGUCGUCGACUCCUCCGUCGCCAUCUGGCGCUCCGACGAGUCCGGGAUCUGGAGCGUCCUGUACGUGCUUGAUGUUCUCUGGAGUCUGCUGACCGGCCGCCUGGUACGCGAGAAGGUGGACCCCGCCGUGCAGAGCGCCGUCGACAGUCAGGUAAGCACAAGCGAUCUUCUCAGAGUCCAUUAUCAUCAUCAUGUCGAUCGACGAAGCUCUCAGGUCUCCAGUCCAGCCAAAGCUAACGCGUGCUCUCGAUCGGCCGCGCAGAUGAACGCGGCGGACUCGGGGGACAUGGACAUGGCGGCGACACUGGCGGACAUGUUCGAUACGGGCGCCGGCGCCGGCGCCGGCGCUCCUCCCAAGGGCAUGCCGGCCGCCGCCAUCGCGGCGCUCCCCGUCACGGCCUUCACCGAGGACACCGUCACCGACGCCUCCGGGGAGCCCAUCGGCUGCUCCGUCUGCCUUCAGGACUUCGAGGCCGGCGAGACGGCGCGGAGCCUGCCGGAGUGCGGGCACACGUUCCACCCGCCGUGCAUCGACGUCUGGCUGCUCCGGCACGCGUCGUGCCCGCUGUGUCGCCGCGCGGUCUAGUCUAGGCCGCUAGCUGCGCGCGUUUCUCGACGACCAUAUGCGCGUGCACAUCAUCACACGUGUCACGGACCAGGAGCAGAGUAUAGUAGGCUAGUAGGUAGUAGCAGCCUAGCAGGACAAAUUGGUUGUUCUCUCUUGCAUACCUUGAUUUUUCUGUUUGUUUUUUGUUCGUGUUGGGCACGCAUGUACAGAUACAGUACGUGGCUCACACUGUCACACACACACGAUGUGUAAAUAUGUAUAGAGGUGAAUGUUGUAAAUAAUGUAAUAGACUAAUAGUUGUAGAAUUGAGAUUUUUUAUAUAUACUGUACUCUCCACCGGCUGGUGACAGUGCGUGUUGUUUGCACA
Molecule: messenger RNA, 1480 nt
Organism: Sorghum bicolor (sorghum)
Lineage: Eukaryota; Viridiplantae; Streptophyta; Magnoliopsida; Poales; Poaceae
Product: NEP1-interacting protein-like 1
Exons: 3
Coding region: 265-1131 (288 amino acids)
Source: RefSeq, a predicted model, not a curated record